Messenger RNA from Pimephales promelas (fathead minnow), 3650 nucleotides. RefSeq names its product regulator of calcineurin 3 (gene rcan3). The record is from RefSeq and is a predicted model, not a curated record. Gene Ontology annotation, cellular component: nucleus; cytoplasm. Gene Ontology annotation, molecular function: nucleic acid binding; calcium-dependent protein serine/threonine phosphatase regulator activity. Gene Ontology annotation, biological process: calcium-mediated signaling. NCBI's taxonomy places the organism in Eukaryota, Metazoa, Chordata, Actinopteri, Cypriniformes, Leuciscidae.
GAGCAGCAUCUCAGUCAGACAGCCGAUGAGUUUGAGUCAGUACCUCACCAACACACACAAAAUACUUUAAGCCUCAGAGAGCCGUACAUACAACAGGAAAAGAGAGCAAGAGAGAGAAAAGGGAAUAAAAGACUCAUUUUUUAUUUAUCUGUUUACAAGCCGCAAAAGAGGGAAUGCCAUCGAUAAACAUGAAAUUGGAGAUGUUGACGCUCAUCGCCUGUGAUGUAGACACGGAGGUGUUUACAUCCGACAAAAUGCAGGAGCGGUUUGAGGCUCUGUUCAGGAUCUAUGAUGAUCAGACGUCCUUCCAGAUGUUCAAGAGUUUCAGAAGAGUUCGGAUCAGCUUCACCACUCCAGAGGCUGCUGCACGCGCACGCAUCGAACUCCACGAAUCAGACUUCAACGGCGUUAAACUAAAACUGUACUUGGCACAGGUGCAGAAUUCAGGGGAAGAUGUGGACAAGGCAUACCUUGCCCCGCCUCAACCUGUCAAGCAGUUCCUCAUCUCUCCACCUGCAUCUCCACCUGUGGGAUGGAGCCAGAGUGGCGAUGCCACGCCUGUGAUCAACUACGACCUGCUGUGUGCUGUGGCCAAAUUGGGACCAGGUGCGUGGAGCCAAAGAGAUAUGGAAAACGAGCAAGAAGGUGAGAAGUACGAGCUGCAUGCGGGUACAGAGUCCACUCCUAGUGUGGUGGUCCACGUGUGUGAGAGUGACGCUGAGGAAGAAGAAGAAGCCCGGCCAAAAGCCAAGAUAGUCCAGACCAGACGUCCCGACGGUCCCCCAAAAGUCUACAACUAAAACCUUCAGCACACAGCACACGUUUUUUCUCUCUCUCUCUGUGUCUCUUUCUCUCAUCCAGGGAAAGGCACGCUUUAUUUCAAUAACAAAAAAAAAGCUAAACUAAGACAUGGAUGGAUUGGGAGGGGUGCUCAAUGCACAGGUGACUUGUGGUGUUCUGAACUGGACUCGUGGACUGAACACACUGUCUCACCGCUGCCUCACGGGACAGACAGGGGGCGAUGAGCUUGCGAACCCCCUCUCACAAUCAUAACACUUUCCAUUCUCUCAUUUAGAGUCUUUGUCCUGUACCAUUCAAGCUCAGUAAUUGUAAUUAACAGUCGUAGAAAUAGGUUACAUGUAAGCUUUGUUACUGUUCGUCUCAAUGAUUGAUCAUCAAAGAAAAAAAAUGCUUUAAAAAAGGAAGCGGACACAUUCUGCUUUCUCUGUUUCUCUCUUGAUGGCUGUCGCGUUUAUCUCCAUAUCGGUCAAGGUUGGGACACCUACAGCGGUGCCGCGGCUCGCUGAGAUUGUGACCUAUGUGCAGAAUUAUGCCUGUUCAUACCAUGCUAGGAUGGGAUGACAAGUUGUUCGAUGGAAACCAUAUGAGCGAAGGAGUCGAAUGUUUCAGUCAUGGCGGUGAUGACGAGAGGGUGUUAAACAUGUUCUUUCACCAAGUUAGAUGUUUAUUAUUCUUACUGUGUAUUUGAUACCGCACAUUUUUGCAUGCUAACUGGUGUAUUUUAUACUCUGUUAAAACGACUUGGAACAUAUCUGACUGCUGUCUUUCAGAGGGAUGGCCUUGGAAAGUGAAGAAACAGUUGUCAGGUGUGAAGUUCGGCAUUUUGUACUUGUAUAGCGCAACGAUCACUCACGGGCAAGAAAAAGCACAUGUUAUUAUGGGUCUUAGUUUCACCCCAUCUUUGUUUGCCGCAUUUAUGCUUAAGCUUUUUUAGAACCAUUUGCAUUGUUUAGCACUGAUAAUGUUUGGUGUCUCUGCAUAUGUUUACUGAAUCUACACUGCUCAAGUUUCAAGGUGAAAAUCAAUGUGACGACUGACUUGGCCCCAGACCCACUGUAUGAAUGCUUUACUACUGUCAUAUCAAUGUUAACUGUUGAGUAUUUUGCAUUGACAGAUUAAGUCUUAAAGGUAUAGUUCACCCAAAAAAUACAAUUCUGUCAUCAUUCAUGCUGAGAAAUUUUAAUUUUGAAGAACGUUGAUAACCCAACAUUUCUGGUGCCCAUUGACUUCUAUUGUUUGAUCAAAAAAACAUUUCUCAAAAUAUAUUCUAUUAUGUUGAAGACAUGAAGUAGUACAGCUUUGGAACAUCAUGAGAUCAUUUCUAUUUUUGGGUGAACUAUCUAAUGACUUUUAUGUCUCGCAAAUCAUCAUUUUUUCCUGUUUAUAAAUCUUCACUGUUCAAUUCAUACCAAAACUGUUACAAAUUAAUGAAUGAUGUAAUUUUAAGAUAUGCGUUGUAGUAAUAAUGUACAGUCAGUGAAGCAGAAUCCAGCGAUUGACCACUCAGAUUGAGGAUUGCAGAGAGGCAUGUUAUAAUGGUGUCAAAUUAGCCUUAUUAAAAGUCAUAUUUCAGUCAAAAAAUGAAGAAAAUCCAGUUAAAUGUUGAAUGAAAUUCAAUCUUUUUUUAAAAAAAUGAAUCAUGGUGGUGUAAAUCACAUAAAAAAAGAAAUCAUGCAAACAAAUAACUGUGAUAUUCAUGUGACUUUCUAAAAUUGCCUUUGCUCCCUUGCUCCCAAAAACAAAUCCUUCAAUGACGAAGGACUCCUUUAGCAAAUAACAAAGAAAUAAGAAAGAUAAAAAUCUAAUGGAAUUUUACUUUUUUUGUAACUCUGCAUGCUGUGACUUUUCCAUAGAUGCAGACAGUCUUUCCCGUUUGUAUUUCACUCUGAAUGCAGCCCUUUUCUCCUGCCUGUUUCUACCUGUUUUUUUGUUGUUGGUUUUUUUUUUUUUUUUCAGGUGAUCGGUCACUACAGGGGUGAGAAAUAUGGGUGAGCAAAGCUCUUUGAGUUAUCGAUAACCAGCAUAUAGAAAUGUUUUUGACUCUUUGAGUAUUGUGUGUGUGUGUUCAACUUUAAAACAAAAGGAAGAAGUUAAGCAAAGUAUAUGAACACAUGAAGCAAAUUUGUACUGAGUUGUUACAGAUAAGCCUGUCAUUGGCAGCAUAAUGUAUUGAUUUUUUUUUACUGACUUUAACGCUGUUGUUGUUUCGUAUCAGUAAAAUGAUCUUGUUCUUUCUUCUUUUUUUAAGGAAGGCUACAGAUGGUCAGUUCUAUCACUGUUGCUGUUUGGAUUUAGAUAUUGUCAAGUACUGUAACUGUAGUUCAUAACCUGUGAACAAAGCAAUAAUUUAUGGUUAUAUGUCCAUGUUCUAUGGUAUGUUUUUGUUUGUUUGUUUUUUUGCAGAGGUGUUCUCUGACUCUUAGCUUGCUUAUGUUUGUGUAAAUAUGAUUAUUUGUUUCUCAUUGGCAUAUAAAUAUAUAUAUAUAUAUAUAUAUAUAUAUAUAUAUAUAAAUAACUGAUUCUUUAAAAAAAGAGCUGUAUUGUUUAUUUCACACAAAUAGUCAGGUACCUAAAUCUAAUAUUUAGGUCAGCUAUCUCAAAUCAAAUAUUCAAUACCGUUAAAGUGUGUGAAUAAUGUUUUAUAGACAUACAUUAAUAGUGAAUAGGAAGUCCCCACCAAGAUAUAUUUACAACAGUUUUUUUUUUUUUUUUUUUAAAUGUCUCAUUCCAUCUGUGUCACAUGCCUGCCAUGUGUCACUUAUACUGCAUUUGAGUUCUCCCUCUCCUUUUGAAUCGUGACAAUCUGUGCUUGAAGGAGUGGUCAAGUAUGGUAAAACAAUUCAACUCAA